GGCGGCGGGGGGAGGCCGGGGCCGGGGCCGGGGGCGCCGCCGGGGCGCGCGGGGCAGCGGCGGGGGCCGCGGGGGCCCGGGCGCGCGGGAGCGGGAGCGGCCUGGGGAGCCGGAGCGCACCAUGGAGGCGGCGGCGGGCGGCCGCGGCGGCUUCCAGCCGCACCCGGGGCUGCAGAAGACGCUGGAGCAGUUCCACCUGAGCUCCAUGAGCUCGCUGGGCGGCCCGGCCGCCUUCUCGGCGCGCUGGGCGCAGGAGGCCUACAAGAAGGAGAGCUCCAAGGAGGCGGGCGCGGCUGCGGUGCCGGCGCCGGUGCCCGCGGCUGCCGAGCCGCCGCCGGUGCUGCACCUGCCCGCCAUCCAGCCGCCGCCGCCCGUCCUGCCCGGGCCCUUCUUCAUGCCGUCCGACCGCUCCACAGAGCGCUGCGAGACCGUGCUGGAGGGCGAGACCAUCUCGUGCUUCGUGGUGGGCGGCGAGAAGCGCCUCUGUCUGCCGCAGAUCCUCAACUCGGUGCUGCGCGACUUCUCGCUGCAGCAGAUCAACUCGGUGUGCGACGAGCUGCACAUCUAUUGCUCGCGCUGCACGGCCGACCAGCUGGAGAUCCUCAAAGUCAUGGGCAUCCUGCCCUUCUCGGCGCCCUCGUGCGGGCUCAUCACCAAGACGGACGCUGAGCGCCUGUGCAACGCGCUGCUGUACGGCGGCGCCUACCCGCCGCCCUGCAAGAAGGAGCUGGCGGCCAGCCUGGCGCUGGGCCUGGAGCUCAGCGAGCGCAGCGUGCGCGUGUACCACGAGUGCUUCGGCAAGUGCAAGGGGCUGCUGGUGCCCGAGCUCUACAACAGCCCGAGCGCCGCCUGCAUCCAGUGCCUCGACUGCCGCCUCAUGUACCCACCGCACAAGUUCGUGGUGCACUCGCACAAGGCCCUGGAGAACCGGACCUGCCACUGGGGCUUCGACUCGGCUAACUGGCGGGCCUACAUCCUGCUCAGCCAGGACUACACGGGCAAGGAGGAGCAGGCGCGCCUCGGCCGCUGUCUGGACGACGUCAAGGAGAAGUUCGACUACGGCAACAAGUACAAGCGGCGGGUGCCCCGGGUCUCCGAGCCCCCGGCCUCCGUAAGAAAAGCAGACGACGCCCCCUCCCAGCACCCCACACCCUCCGAGAAGGACAAGCAGUCUGGCUGGCUGCGGACUCUGGCCGGCUCCUCCAGCAAGAGCCUGGGCUGCAUCCACCCUCGCCAGCGCCUCUCUGCCUUCCGACCCUGGUCCCCUGCGGUUUCUGCGAGUGACAAAGAGCUCUCCCCACACCUCCCAGCCCUGAUUCGAGACAGCUUUUACUCCUACAAGAGUUUUGAGACGGGCGUGGCCCCCAACGUGGCCCUAGCACCGCCAGCCCAGCACAAGGUGGCGAGCAGCCCGCCCUGCGCCACGGUCGUCUCCCGGGCCCCCGAGCCCGUCACCAGCUGCGUCCAGCCUCGGAAGCGGAAGCUGACAGUGGACACCCCUGGAGCCCCGGAGACGCCGGCACCCGGGCCUGCCCCCGAGGAGGAGAAGGACUCGGAGGCCGAGGUGGAGGUGGAGGGAAGAGAGGAGUUCACCUCCUCGCUGUCCUCGCUGUCCUCCCCGUCCUUUACCUCAUCCGGCUCCGCCAAGGACCUGAGCUCCCCGGGCCUGCUCGCCCUGCCUGCGGCGCCCGGCGCCCCCGAUGCCGCGGCCCCCGCCGACGCCCCAAGCAGCGGGCUGGAGGCCGAGCUGGAGCAUCUGCGGCAGGCCCUGGAGGGCGGCCUGGACACCAAGGAAGCCAAAGAGAAGUUCCUGCACGAGGUGGUGAAGAUGCGCGUGAAGCAGGAGGAGAAGCUGAGCGCCGCGCUGCAGGCCAAGCGCAGCCUCCACCAGGAGCUGGAGUUCCUGCGCGUGGCCAAGAAGGAGAAGCUGCGGGAGGCCACGGAGGCCAAGCGCAGCCUUCGGAAGGAGAUCGAGCGGCUCCGGGCUGAGAAUGAGAAGAAGAUGAAGGAGGCCAACGAGGCGCGGCUCCGCCUGAAGCGGGAACUGGAGCAGGCGCGGCAGGCGCGCGUGUGCGACAAGGGCUGUGAGGCCGGCCGCCUGCGGGCCAAGUACUCGGCCCAGAUCGAGGACCUGCAGGUGAAGCUGCAGCACGCGGAGGCCGAUCGCGAGCAGCUGCGGGCUGACCUCCUGCGGGAGCGGGAGGCCCGGGAGCACCUGGAGAAGGUGGUGAAGGGGCUGCAGGAGCAGCUGUGGCCACGGCCCCGCUCUGAGGCCACGGGCGGCGAGAGCACGGCCGAGCUGGAGCCCUAGCCGGACCCACUGUCUGCUGCGCGGGGCGGACGCCGCAGGGUGGGCGGGCGGGCGGGCAGGUGGGCGGCGGGGCUGGGGGCUCCGUGCCGGCGGGGCCGCUCCCUACCCCCCACCCCGGCCCCCCCAGCCCCGGUCCAUAUAGCACAACGUCUUACUGUGCCUAGAACCAAGCAAGUGUUUGGAACCACAUACUUUUGGAAUCCACUGCAAAAUUUUCUACUGGCCAAGGUCAAGCAAGCACGCCGGUCCCCACCUGCAGCCGGCGUCGAGGCCAGCUCGGUAGCUGCAGCUGGCGCUCCGCUUGCCGGAUCGUUCUAACAUUUACACUUUUGUGAUAAGCUAUUUAAAACCCAUAAGGAGACUUGAUAUUCAAAGAAAUCAACAUGUUUUUUAAUGACUAACUUUUAAAAGCCCCACCCACACGUGACGCCACCUGAGGACCCGCAAGGGAGCCAGGGUGGCAGCCGCCCUGCCCCUCGAAGCCAUCACAGCUCAUCCCGCGCCCGCGGCCGCGUGACAACACAAAGGGUUUUUCUCCAGAGUCUAUUUUUUCAGCCACAAGGAACCCCGUCUCCUGUGCUGCCACCGGGAAGGGCACGGAGAGCACCGCGCAGGCACGAUGAGCUGGAACACUGCCGCCUUACCCGCCCGCCGCUCCGGCCCGCCUUCCACAGGUGUGUCCGCAGGUGUGCUUGGAGGCGACGGGAGAUGGGUCCACGCUGGCUGGGCACACGCGCCCUCGACCAGGCAACCCUCUCAAUUCGGCAAACGUUGCUCCUUCUGUUUGGGGACUGAGGCUGCAGCAUUGGAACAAAACACAGCAUUAUUUCACUUCUUGUUUGUUCGUUCAUUUAAACGUAUAUUUAGAACUGCACUUUGUCAAAAAUCUUCCCUUCUCUUUUUAUUCCCCAGUUAACUGAGGUUUUUACUUUCAAAUACUGCAAACCGAUUUAUAGAGCAUUCACAUCCUAAGUGCUCAAGUGUUUAGAAACCCCUCUGGUGCUUGGUUGAACAAGGGAAUCACACGAAAACGAAAAUGCAAAAACUGAACUUCGGGGGGUAGUUCUGUGCCUUCCAGCAUCUUGUACAGCAAACCCUGACUUGUCUUUUUACCCCCAAAAUAUGUCUUCAGUAGCUAUUGAAUCUGCCACUAUCACAAUGAGUUACUUGCAUUUAUUCCAAAUAAUCUCGUUUACUCUCAACUGUAUGCGAAUUGUAUAAGGUUUCUUAUGCCCAAGCUUGAAAAAUGAUUUCCCAGUAGACGAGGUGGCUGCCCGUCCUAAAAUCAUGGUAUUUAUUUACAUGGAGAGAUCUUACCAGAACCCUCUGCCCGAGUCCGUUCCAGCACCCCGGCAGCUGCGAGCGUGGCCGGGGGUGGUGCCGCAACCGCCGAGUGGAGCGGAGACCGGGUGACGGCAUCGUCGGUGGGGUUUUGCCCUUGGUUUACUGGGUGGGGGCCGGGUGCUGCCGGCCUCCCUUCUAAAGUGCAAUGCAAAAGGGACAUCGUGUAUAUGCAGCGUUUGUUUGGUUGUUGUUGUUUGUUUUUUGUUUCUUUUUUGUUUUUUAAUUUUUUUGCUUCUGUUUUUCUUUGCAGUUAUUAAAUCUGUAUGCAUGGAAUUUAAAACCUCUGCCAUACGUAUAUCCACCGAUGGGCAUUAUUACCGUGUCGUGUAGAGGGUCGGUUGUGUCACGCAACACUCAGAAUGCUGUGUUUAGCUUUGUUUUUCCAGAGUUGUGUUUUUGCGGUCAUUUCUUCAAGGGAAAGUAAAUGAUGUAGUUGGAGCAAAGCGUGAA
Molecule: messenger RNA, 4105 nt
Organism: Orcinus orca (killer whale)
Lineage: Eukaryota; Metazoa; Chordata; Mammalia; Artiodactyla; Delphinidae
Gene: SKI
Product: SKI proto-oncogene
Exons: 7
Coding region: 122-2311 (729 amino acids)
Biological process (GO): negative regulation of BMP signaling pathway
Cellular component (GO): nucleus
Molecular function (GO): DNA-binding transcription factor activity, RNA polymerase II-specific; RNA polymerase II cis-regulatory region sequence-specific DNA binding; SMAD binding
Source: RefSeq, a predicted model, not a curated record